GAAAAUAAUUUAAGAGAGAAAUGUGUUGAGCCGAUUAAUCCGUCCAUGUGAGCCGAGAUGGAUAAUCUGGAGGAGUUCGUGGAAGAUCCAGUGUGUCGUAUCUGCAACCUUGUCUCAGGGUUGGAGAAAGAUCAAUUAUUUGAAACCAAUGAUAUUCAAGCUCAUUUCUUCUGCCUUCUUUUCAGUUCAGGUUUGGGACAGAAAGGAAAAGAAAAUGAUGGGAUCAAAGGUUUUCUGGCGUCUGAUAUCCGUAAGGAGAUAAAGCGCGGUGCGCGCUUGAAAUGCGUCCACUGCAAGAAGAAGGGUGCUACAGUGGGGUGCGCAGAGCCCAAGUGUAAGAAAAGUUAUCAUCUACCCUGUGGAAGUAAUAAUGAUUCUCUUCAGCAGUACUUUGAUCAGUUUAAAUCCUUCUGUAAGGAGCAUAGGCCUGUACAGAAGGUUUCUAGGACGGGAGGGAAGAAAUCAGACAAGAAAGAUAAUAUUUGUAGUAUAUGCCAAGAGAAGAUUUUAAGAAAGGCCACCAUGAAAACUAUCUGGAGUCCAUGUUGUGAAGAAUUCCUGCACAGAACUUGUAUACAAGGGCAUGCUUACAGUGCUGGUUCUUAUGUUUUUAGGUGUCCGACCUGUAAUAACAAGGAUGAGUUCUGUGUUGAGAUGAAGAGGAUGGGAGUAUAUUUACCUGAGCAGGAUGCAAGCUGGGAGAACGGGACUAACUUUCAGGAUAUUGAUGAGAAUUCCGUUAAAAUCUGUCACGCAAAGAUCUGUUUCUGUUCUCAACCCGAGGGUAGAACCUAUCACAAGGAGCAUGGUCUCUGGGAUAUUCUACUCUGUAAAUCCUGCGGAUCCAAGGGAAUACAUGCUAAAUGUGGAGGAUUAGAGGAUUUUCCUGAUGCUGUUUGGGAUUGUUACAUUUGCAGGAAGGUUUUGAAGGAAGAUAAACCUAAGUUUAUAGAGCACACGGAUAAACUGUGGAGUAGGGAUGCAGAGAAGGAUAAAACUCCGAGCACUGUUCACAACCCAAACCGUCUUUUCGAGGCCCUACUUGCAACAUUGCCGCAUUUACAGUCCUUGGAGGAACCCCUAGCUUGGAGUUCGGAUGAGGAAAAGAAAAAUCUGCAGUUAACCAUAACACCGGUGUUCAAACCAGUUCAAGAACCUCAAUCAACUUCCUCCUUUCAACCUUCCUAUCCUCAGCAGCCUCUAGAGAUUUUCGCUAGUCCUUCCGUCUCCUCCCAACCUCAUCCUCGCCCUGCUCAACAAGUUGUCAGUAUCAGUGUGGUAGACAAGACGACUAAUGGCGCUACUAAACCUUUCAAACUACCCGGAGAGAACGGAACCAAACGUUCAACCAAGAUUAUAGAAGUUGGAAAAUCAAAGAAUAUCAAAGAACUGUUCGAUUACAGUCUGGAAGAUAUAAUACGAACCAGACUUUCUGAAACUGUGGAUUCCGAGGGAAGUAUAACUUCUGUGCCGAGCCAGGUGUCCGUAAACGGGUUCAGGACCGGAGAAGGGUUCGGUAAAGUGAACUGUAUCUCCUCCUGCAAGGACGGUUUCCAGAGUAAACAAACUCCGAUGUUUCGUUAUGUCUCCGGGGACCCAGGACCUCAGCGUAAAAUGACAGAUUACUUUCUCAAUAGGAAGCACUAGUCAAGGAGGAAGGAGUUAAUGGAAGCAACUGCUUUUCAUGUGAUGUAACACUGAUCUUUCUAUCCCUCUCAAGUUAAAUGAAUCCAUACAAUGCCUUCUACCCCGCCGAAUCCUAAUGAAAACCAUAGAAAAAAGUAUUUCUAUUUUUCUUAGAAACUCUAUUUUUCGGGAUCAGUGAAAUCACGUGAAAUGUGUUUUUUUUAGCUACUGGGAGUUUCAAAUAGUAUGAUUUUAAGAAAAGGUUAACAACUGCAUGAUAUGCUUGAAAUAAAUAGAAUAUUGUGA
Messenger RNA from Eurytemora carolleeae, 1932 nucleotides. RefSeq names its product G2/M phase-specific E3 ubiquitin-protein ligase. The transcript has 8 exons. Lineage: Eukaryota; Metazoa; Arthropoda; Copepoda; Calanoida; Temoridae. The record is from RefSeq and is a predicted model, not a curated record. The coding region runs from base 58 to 1647 and encodes 529 amino acids. Gene Ontology annotation, cellular component: nucleus.